AGAUCAUAUGCAGUGUUCGUUUGGGAUGAAUACGGAGGUGGUGUUGCCGGUCGCUCUCAGGCUGCAACAACACACUCGCUCGCACGCUGCUGGUGGUGGUUAGUGAGACCCUCAUUCUUAGAAGUUCUCUUCCUUUGCUGUUGUUCUUAUAGAUAUUCCCCACAAGAUCCAAUGCACUCAUAUUAUAGUUUAUACAUGUCCAUGUAGACUAACCUUACUGAUAUGACUUAUCACAGUUAUGAACUAGUGUAGUAGGUUGUGAUAUAUUAAGUGUAUAUACUUCUAACUAGUGUGUCUAUGUAUUCGAGACUUUUACUUAAGUUCAAGUCAUUGUUGCACUGCACCCAUCAGCUCUUCAGUAAGAUGGUGUGAGUAAUGCGAAACUGAAGGAAGUUUUCAAGUGAACAGAAAUCAAACUAUUUCGGAGCAAAGACACUCGGCUGAAUUCGAAUAACGCCCCUUAGGACUAGUGACUAUGAACGACGCCAGUCAAGAAACACCGUGAUUUCCUUAUCCAUUACUCAUUAGCAUAUACAUUUCCACUUGGUUUCGUGGUUUCGAAGCUUCUGUUGGAAUUGAAAGUAUUAACCGUAACGAAUAGGCGAGUGCGGCGAGAUCUAUUUCUGACAGGCACUUUGCGGAGCCGUUCCACAAGCAAAAGCAAAGUGCUCUCUCAAGUACUACUACUACGACGCUGAACUUACAACCUGAAGAUGGAGAGAGGCGACCAGCUGCUGAAAGAGUACGGAGGCUACGAGAGCGAGAGCAAGGGCAAGCGGAAGCAGCACUGCACCUACUGCAAGAACCACGGCAAGAAGAGCCGCAAGACCAACCACAAGUGCGAGCACGAAGAGUGCGAGUGCCUCCUCUGCAAGCUGACCAGGCUCUCUAGACUCAUCAUGAGGCACCAGCAGAGGCUCUGGCGGCACCUGAAGGACUCCAAGAGGCGGGAAGACGCCGCAGACGCCGGAGGAGGAGGAGGAGGAGGUGGAGGGGGUGGCGGCGGAGGGGUGUGCGGCUCGUCAGGUGCCGGCGGAUCCAACGACUCCAGCGGGAUGGCCAACGGGACAGGCAGCACAAAACAACAGAAAUGCGACAUGUGCAGGAACCACGGCGAAAUAACGAGCAAGAGAGCGCACAAGAACGCCUGUCCAUACCAGAGCUGCACAUGCGCACUCUGCAACCUGACAAGAAAACGACGGGACAUCAUGAGGCACCAACAGAGAGUCAGAAGGUCCCAAGUGACGAGCAAACAACACAACGAAGCCUGGGAAUACGUGAUCCAAGCCACAGCAGAGUUGGAAUUCCUUAGCUUUAAGCAAACUCAGGCCACAGACGACCAUAAUGCAACAUCGUCCUCAGCUUCAGCCUCCCCCUCCCCGGACUCUUCUUCUACCUCCGCAUCUCUCUCCCUCAAACUCGAAGUCAUCUCCUCCAACCCAGUUACUCCCCCAACUCCAGUAGUGUCUACAAGCAUCAGCAGCAAAAUAACAACCUCGUCUCCUGUCACCCCGGAAAUGCCACCACUGGAACUGCUUCCAGAAUGCUCCUCACCACGGUACAGUCCCAGACCCUCAGCACCUCCACCCACUGUACCUGCGCCUACUGCCGCUUCUAGAACGAGUGAACCUCUCCUCCCACCGAACCCAGUCCCCACAAGUAUAAGCGUCAAAGAUAUCCCUGUCAUGGAAGGUGAACAUGCUUGGAAGAACCUCAAGAGGGAGCGGGAUGAGAGUCUGAAAUGGAGCCCCAAGGUUCACACCAGAGAAGAAAACUUAUUUGGACACUUGGACUUCAUGAGAGGUCAUCAGACCUUGACAGGGAGGUUGGAACCACCAGUUCCAAUGGAAGGAAUUAGUUUUCAUGACACUAUAAGUGCUGUGGAUUUUGGUAGCUCGCACAUGUCUCCAUUCAAGGGCUUAGUCCCGAUGAUGGACACGAGCCGCCUUCCACCUACUCCACUGAAGAAAACUAGGACAGAUGAAAAUUUGCACUUCCAGUACAAUCCAAUGUUUUGGGGUAACAUCCCAGUUGAGCCUCGUGUUGGCUUUGUUCCAGAAGACCUCCAGCAGCAAUGCUAUCGCAACGUACUAAUGAACAGUACUGACCUGAGGAUGCAGACUCCACCUGGGUUACUUCCAAUCCCGCAGCCUCAGCACCCGCUACGUCCUCGUCCUCUGGCCCCUCUUAGACCCCAUACCAUCCCUUCAAGCAUGGAGUGGGAUCACGUCAACUUACAUUACUUAGCUUGCUUCUUGCAAAAUCGAGGAGGGCAUUACAGAAACACCCUGUCCACAGCAGGGCCCUUUGGACUUCCAAGGGAGGCUCCAUUCCUACACCCCCCUGUGCCGUAAUUUAUGAGAGCUUUUCUUAUUAGGACUCUAUCAAAUUCAUUAUGGUUUAAGUGAUAAUACAAUGUGAAAACUGCUGUGAAGUGUUGAUCUUUUAGUAUAACAAUCAGAAUUAAUUAUGGCACAUAUUUGUACAUAGCAAUUAUGGUAGUUAUAGAUUUCCAGAAGGAACAAUAGUUUUCAAGUCUCGGUUUUUAUCAUAAAUGUCACCCCCAACGAUUUUAACAUUUUCAGGCUUAAUGUCACACAAGAGCAGCAGCGAAAUUGUUAUAGCAUCCCGACAACUACUAUUCAAAGUUCUAUGAUUCCAAAAGGAUAUUACAAUUACUAAACUUCAAAGUGUAAAAUGAUGUGAAACUACCUAUUGCACAGUAUGCAGCAAAAGUCAAGCGACCUUUUUAUAAAUUCUUUGAAUACCGAACGAAUGAUAAAGAGAAUCUGCAUAUGUGCAAAUGUAGUUUCAACUGUUUUCGCACCUUGAACGAAAACCAAAGAGAAUGGGUCACAUGACUUUUGCUGCAUACUGUACAUCCACAAUUUUACGAAGGUAAAGCGCGCUUGCCAUACAGUAAAUAAAAGUCAGUUGUUCGCACGAAAGACACUUUCAUGAAAGAUGGUAUAGUUAGAAUCAACCAAUUUUUUUUAUUGAGUUCUGAUUUAUAAAUUCACAAAGUUUUAGUACGAUGACUUACAUCAACAAAUAGCUAAUUCAUGUUACCAACGAGAGGUAAAGCAAAAUUGCUUUGAUACUUUGGCUGAAAACUUACCUCUUGAGUACGUAGUCGAAGGGAUGAGGAACUCACCUCGGUAAAAACUGAAUUUCUCUACAGAAGGAAGUUAGACACAGGAAAGAGGUCUUUGUUACUGCCAAAGCCCUUGGGGUCAAAUCUUUACCAUACAAAAUUUAAUGUCUGUUGGUGCAAAAGCGCAGUAAUAGGUAAUAGUAUCAGUUACAUAAUGACUCGUUGUAAUGAAAAUCUUUGCUGAACGAAAAUAAAUAGCAGAACUAAAUGGUGGCCAUUACAAUAGCCAAAUUAUUCAGCAAGAUUACUUUGGACACUCCCAUCAAGGAUCGUUGCAACCCAAUUUUCACCAUCUUUCAAUAUUUUGUUAAUCCUAUUCAUUAAAUUUCAAUUAUAUUCCAUAUGAGGGAAGAAAUGCUCCAGUGCUAAAAUAUAUGUAAAAAAGACAAACUAAAAUAACACAUUUCCAUAAAGAAAUGUGAUAAGAAAACCGGAGUUUACUGGUUAGUGAACCAGCAAGUUGUGCAUGUGUUUGUGCGUUUGUGUGAAUGUAUGUCUGUGUGUACGUGAGUUCAGUAAGAGAAAGGCAGACUUUAGAAUUAGCACGAAACAUUAAGCCAAAAAUUAGCAUACGGAAUGUCAAACACUAACUUCAGUGGAAGUCACUGUUAGGGCUGUGAAUAACAAUACUGAGGUGGUGAUCAUAGCUUUAGAGGAAGCCUAGAUAAAUGAUGGACACAUUUACAAUUCAAAUAUAUUCAUUGUGAAGCUCUUCACGGAGGCAUUUAAUUAUGAUAAAUGUACAUCAAAUUUUCUACUUUGUGCAUUGUGAAUGAAUAUGACGUGAUUAAUGUUUUCAAUGUUAUAUCAAAGUGAUUUAAAUUAUAUCUACAUCAAGUAAAGGACGGCUAAAAUGAAAAAAAUACCCCUUUAAAAUGUAGUCUGUAUCUGUUAAUGGAUAUCAAAAUACACCUUCAUAGAGA
Molecule: messenger RNA, 4077 nt
Organism: Macrobrachium nipponense
Lineage: Eukaryota; Metazoa; Arthropoda; Malacostraca; Decapoda; Palaemonidae
Product: doublesex- and mab-3-related transcription factor 1-like
Exons: 7
Coding region: 714-2354 (546 amino acids)
Biological process (GO): sex differentiation; regulation of transcription by RNA polymerase II
Cellular component (GO): nucleus
Molecular function (GO): DNA-binding transcription factor activity, RNA polymerase II-specific; RNA polymerase II cis-regulatory region sequence-specific DNA binding
Source: RefSeq, a predicted model, not a curated record